UAUAUAACAACAUAAUCCUUAUUUUGCAAAUUGAUUCAAAUCGUUUCCAUUCGCAUUGCAGCGAUCUUGACCUAUUGAAACAAAAGCAAACAAAAAAAAUAACACAUUUCCCGAUUGAUAGAAAACAAAAAGAUAAUAGGUAGAACAGCAAGGCGACUAUUUGAAAUUGAAAACGGUGUAAUAUUUGGUGUGUUUUCGGCGGGAAAAGUUGAGAGAAAGUACUGCUUUAAGAAAUAUAAAAUCAUGCGAUUGAAAUCGAGUUUAAUUUCAAUUUUUCUUGUUUUUGUUAUUUUCUCGCGUAGUGAGACAGCCCAUGGGAAAAGAAUUAGCAAACGAUCUUUUCUCAUUGGCUUGAUCAGCAACAAAACCAGAUCCGCCGUGCAAAAAUUGGGCGAAAUUUCUAAUUUCGGUGCCGAAAAAAUAGGCAAUUUCAGUGCGGCCGUUGUCAAGCCCAUUUCCUCGAACGCUGCUGGAGGAAUCGGAAAAUUAGGAGAUAAAACCGGAAAUGCUUUAGAAGUUGUUGGAAAUAGAACUGCCCAUGUGGCCGGGAAAUCUGUGCAGGCUGUGGAAACUGUCGCUGAAAAGGCGAUAAAUUUUACUUUUAGCGACAUUGAAAUACAUGAUAUCGAAAGGAGCUUUGCCCAUCGUAUGGGUCUGAAAUACAACAAAGACACAGACAUACAAAAAGUCAGAAACCUUCUCGGGGGCCUUUUUGAUCCUUCCACAAAAUUUCUAGAUUCUGACAGAACGACUUGCGGAUUGUGCAAGUUUCUGAUAGCAGGACUGCAACGACAUAGUUUUACUGUGGCGAAAGUUGGUGAAUUCAUUUGUAAUAUUUACAUUUUGUUGGCUACGUACACAGUCUCCGAUUUCUGCAAGUCCAUCAUUGAACUUAACAGGCCCGUGCUCACCUACGUAUUUGAUAAUAGCAAGAUUUUAGAUCCAGAACUAGCUUGUACGAUCCUUCUUCAGACCAAGGAGUGCACUUAUGAUAAACCAGCUUUACAAUGGGUCACUUUAGUGUCAUCAACUGCACCCAUUUAUCCAGAGGUAUCGCACGAUUCGAACGAAAAACCCAUGACAAUUCUUCACCUUACUGAUUUUCACAUCACUCCUGACUACGAAGUAGGGGGUGUUUCGAACUGCGGCUAUCCAGUUUGUUGUAAAAAAGGGCUGGGAAACUCUCUCAAAGGUGAAAAGGCGUCCAAAUGGGGUGACUAUAAUUGCGACAUACCCCCGUGGUUACUUGGAGCUACUUUACAACACUUAAAUCACACUUACAAGGAUGUAGAAAUAGUCUACUUCACUGGGGAUAUCAUCGAUCAUACAGUUUGGAACACAUCCGUUGAAAGUAAUACGGAAAUGAUAUAUUACACUUAUAAGGCUUUGGCAGAAUCGUUUCCAAAAGCAAAAAUUUUUUCUGUCAUUGGUAACCACGAGUCCAAUCCACUUAACGUAUUUUCCCCACCUUUCCCUGACAUAAUCAAAAAAGGUCUGUCUACGGAUUGGCUAUACGAACUGAUGGGCAAAGUUUGGCGACCUUGGUUAUCUCCUCAAGCUCUAGAAACUGUUAAGUAUCAAGGCUACUACGCCCAAACUGUCAGUCCCAGACUCAAAGUGAUUGGUUUGAACAAUAACGUUUGUUAUAAUUUCAAUUGGUGGUUAAUGUACCAUACGGAAUAUAUAAACGAACAAUUGCAAUUUUUAAAUAAAGAAUUAGAAGAAUCAGAAAAAAAUGGUCAGUUCGUACACAUACUAGGACAUGUUUCAGUUGGAAAUCAAGAAUGUAUCCAGCCUUGGGAAGUUAGUUAUAACAGAAUUGUUCAAAGAUUUGCUCAUAUUAUCAAAGGCCAAUUUGUCGGGCACACUCACACUGACGAACUAAAAGUUUUCUACGACAUAAAUUCGAAACCGAUCAAUAUGGCUUUCAAUGGAGCUAGCUUAACACCAUAUCUGAAAUAUAAUCCAAAUUAUAAAGUAGUUUACGUCAACCCUACCAGCAUGGAUAUAGUGGACAUAGAUACGUACAGUUUCAAUAUGACAGAAGCAAAUCUUUACAGAGAUAGAACACCAGCGUGGAGCAAAUUAUAUUCAAUGAAACAGGCAUACAAUUUGCCGGAUUUGUCACCUACUAGUUUUGAUGUAUUCGCAAACAGAUUGCUUAAGGAUAAAAAAUUACAAGAGCAGUACUGGCUGAAUUAUGUAAGAAAGGGCGACGCUUCCUUAAAAGACGGAUGCGAUGAUAGCUGCAAAAUGGAAGUCGCCUGUAAAGCUGUAACUACAUGGUCACUCCAUUCCGUAAAACCACAAUGCGAUAUGACAUAAAAGAAUAAACAUUUAAUAAUGUAAGAUUUUUGUUAAGGCCAAAGAUGUAUUUUAUGAUUUUAUUAAAUAAAUAUCGUGAAAUAAU
Psylliodes chrysocephalus is the source of this 2410-nucleotide messenger RNA. The record is from the annotation of a GenBank genome assembly. Lineage: Eukaryota; Metazoa; Arthropoda; Insecta; Coleoptera; Chrysomelidae.